AUGAUUCGGGCUUUUCGCCAAGCCCGGCCGCACCCGUCUGUGGCUGCUGAGGAUGAGAGAAGAUUAAAGCUGAUUCGCGAUCACGGUGGGGCAAUGAGUGGGGAGUCCAGAAAUUCUGCUACUAAUUUAGGGACGAGUAAUUCUUUUGAUCCUGGUUAUUGUGAUUAUGUCCCAAAAUCGAAUUUUGGGCAUGAUAUUGAUCGUAGUAGUUUGCAUCAGAAUAAUGUGUAUGAAUAUAGUAGACGUAGUUUGAAUAGCAUGGAGCAGCUCAGACAAAAUCAAGAAAGAAUGGGCUUCAAUCGGCAUGGUGUAUCAGGGGAUCAAUAUGAAUAUUGGCUGACUCAGAAUUAUAGGGUGUUUAGUAGCCAGCCUCCACUUCCAGUCUCUCCACCUCCACCUCUUCCUGUGGAUCCCCCAGGGCAGCAUAUGGUGCGGCCUGUUGUCUCAUCAUCACCAUCUGGUACAUCUCCUUCUUUGUUCCCGGUUGCUCCAGGUUCUUCAACCGGCGUUCAGUCAUCCUCAUAUCAUCCUGUUCCAGAAUUGAGUUUAUUGGCUGCGCAUCAACCCAUUAGAGGCAAUCUCCAUGCUUCUACCAGCUUUGGCUCUGAGGAUUUACAAGGUAUACGACAAGCACCAUAUAAAGCAUACUUUGGAAGAAGUGAAGUAAUUCCGCAGCAGCCUCUAUCACCUAACAAACCUAAAGUUGUUGAUGCCACUCACAUAAUAAAGCAACCCCAUCGGGUGAAUCGUCCCGAUCACAUUGUCAUUAUUCUUCGUGGUCUUCCAGGUAGUGGGAAGAGCUACCUGGCAAAAAUGUUGCGUGACCUAGAGGUUGAAAAUGGUGGUAAUGUGCCACGGAUACAUUCCAUGGAUGAUUAUUUCAUGACUGAAGUUGAAAAGGUUGAGGAGAGUGAGUUUCCGAAGCCAUCUGGUUCUGCUAGAGGGAAAAGGCCAGUAAUGAAGAAAGUCAUAGAGUUUUGCUAUGAACCUGAAAUGGAAGAGGCUUAUCGAUCAAGCAUGCUGAAGGCAUUUAAGAAGACCCUUGAUGAGGGGGUUUUCCCUUUCGUAAUUGUGGAUGACCGCAAUCUGCGGGUAGCUGAUUUUGCUCAAUUUUGGGCAACUGCAAAGAGAUCAGGUUAUGAAGUUUACCUUUUAGAAGCAACUUACAAGGAUCCAGCGGGCUGUGCAGCAAGAAAUGUACAUGGUUUCACCCAGGAAGAUAUACAGAAGAUGGCUGACCUUUGGGAAGAAGCUCCAACCUUGUACCUAAAACUGGACAUAAAGUCAUUAUUACAUGGAGAUGGUCUAGAGGAUAGUGGGAUUCAAGAGGUAGAUAUGGACAUGGAAGAUGGAGACCCUGUUGGUCUCCUUUCUGGUUCUGAAGAAAGAAAUGUGGAGAAGCUUGUAAUAUCCCAGGAAGGAGACCUUGUUGGUUCUUUAAAAGAGGAUCAAAGAGGGGAUGCUGAGGCAGAUCACCCAAUUGAGGAAGUGAAAGAAUUAGGAAAGAGCAAAUGGUCAAAUAAUUUGGAUGAGGAUGAUAACCACAAAAAUGAAGAUACGAGAAAUUUAAAUUCUCUUUCUGGGUUAAGAAAAUCUUAUAGUAAGGAAGGUAAAUCAGUACGUUGGGGUGACCAGGUUCGCAAUUCGGGCUUUUCAAUAGCUGUUGCAAAGUUUAGAAACAUAGCCUCUUUGGUCAUUGGCCCUGGUGCUGGAUACAAUAUGAAGUCAAACCCAUUGCCUGAUGAGGAGUUGACAACAGCUUCACAUGGCAAAGGCAAAUUGAGGAAGCAGAGUGUAUUUCAAGAGCAGUUACGUGCAGAACAGGAAUCCUUCAAAGCUGUGUUUGACAAGAGAAGGCAACGAAUUUCCAUGCUUGAUGAGGACUAGUAGUGGACAAGAAGAUGCUGUAACUAGCAAAGUUUUGUACGACUGUCUCUCCAUUUUUGAGUUCUGCUGUUUUAGUGUGGAGAGAAUGAAGAUUAUUGUUCAUUCCCCAUUGUAUUGCCAACUUCUUGCUGUAUUCUAAGAAAGUUCAUCAAUAAAAGAUUUUCAUCCCCUGAUUGGACUUCAAUUGUUAAA
Messenger RNA from Coffea arabica (coffee), 2079 nucleotides. Lineage: Eukaryota; Viridiplantae; Streptophyta; Magnoliopsida; Gentianales; Rubiaceae. The record is from RefSeq and is a predicted model, not a curated record.